AAUUUUCAUCCUCGGUGCACGACUAGGCUGCCCUGCGUUAUGUAUUUAUAAUUAUUUUGAAUGCCGCUAACUUUUGUGAAACUUGAAUUUCAUAAAAAGUAUUAAAAACUGACCAUGACCGAUAGCAGAAAUAUCUUUGUCUCCUUGAAGAUACCAUUUCCUUCGCGCCGUGAAGCAGAGAUUGCGUACGACGUACUUCGAAUCGACAACGAACCAAAGCGGAGUUUCAUCGAGAAAACCCUCAAGCUUCAGGACAACCAGCUGCUGGUAGAAUUCAACGGUCAGCACGCCAAGAACGUUCGGGUUGGUGUAACUUCUUUCUUUGAAUCGCUGCUGCUCUGUUGCGAAACCUUGGACCAGUUUGGGCCAGCUACUUCCGAAAAAUACGAGUUUUACUGA
Molecule: messenger RNA, 399 nt
Organism: Armigeres subalbatus
Lineage: Eukaryota; Metazoa; Arthropoda; Insecta; Diptera; Culicidae
Gene: Tcs6
Product: EKC/KEOPS complex subunit LAGE3
Exons: 2
Coding region: 115-399 (94 amino acids)
Cellular component (GO): EKC/KEOPS complex
Source: RefSeq, a predicted model, not a curated record